AUGGCCUUUGUGGCCAAAAGAGCCCACAGGCAGUUCCUGGGUCUGGUGCUGGCGGUAUUGGGACUUAUCUUAACGGCUGGCACUAGUGGAGUGAAUGAUUGGAGGCUAUGGUACGUGGACGACCUGUCAGUCAUCAACUCUGGCGUGGCCUGGGUGGGCAUCUGGAGGGCCUGUUUCUACAGCCAUGUUCUUGACACGUUUGAGUUCUGCCAGAGCAUCAGCAUCACAGACUCUUUCAUUCCUCCGGAGAUCGCUGCAGCACAGGUGCUGUGCAUGACUGCCAUUCCUAUAGGAAUUGCUGGAAACCUGAUUGCAGGAUACGCUGUGAGACAUGUGUACUUUAAUAUUAACAGAGGCCACAUCAGAUGGGCCUUCGUGUUAGCUGGAGUCUUGUACCUCCUCACUGCGACAUGCUCUCUGGUUCCUGUGUUUUGGAAUAUGAAUUCAGUGCUGGAGAAUCGCACUAUAGAUUUCCCCCCAGAGUUCCACCUUCCCCCUGCUCCUUAUAGACAGGAGGUGGGCAUGGGCAUCGUAAUGGGGAUUUGUUCCUCUGUCUUGCUCAUUGUAAGUGGGCUGCUCUUGUUGUCCUACAGGCAACCGGUUAAACUCCAGAAACCCAAUGCUGAGGCCUGUGACACAGAGGAGAAAGCUCAAAGCGACACAAACAUGGAUGCUAUUACAGAAACUGGAGAGGAAGGGAAUGAAAACCCAGCCUUUCAGGCUGAGGAUAAACUUUCAUGA
Messenger RNA from Colossoma macropomum (tambaqui), 741 nucleotides. RefSeq names its product claudin 34a (gene cldn34a). Bases 1 to 741 code for a protein of 246 amino acids. Gene Ontology annotation, molecular function: structural molecule activity. The transcript has a single exon. Gene Ontology annotation, biological process: bicellular tight junction assembly; cell adhesion. Lineage: Eukaryota; Metazoa; Chordata; Actinopteri; Characiformes; Serrasalmidae. The record is from RefSeq and is a predicted model, not a curated record. Gene Ontology annotation, cellular component: bicellular tight junction; plasma membrane.